Messenger RNA from Alternaria atra, 2136 nucleotides. RefSeq lists its product as uncharacterized. Lineage: Eukaryota; Fungi; Ascomycota; Dothideomycetes; Pleosporales; Pleosporaceae. Gene Ontology annotation, biological process: meiotic recombination checkpoint signaling; protein phosphorylation. Gene Ontology annotation, molecular function: protein binding; ATP binding; protein serine/threonine kinase activity. The transcript is spliced from 3 exons. Bases 1 to 2136 code for a protein of 711 amino acids. The record is from RefSeq and is a predicted model, not a curated record. Gene Ontology annotation, cellular component: cytoplasm; nucleus.
AUGGCGGGUGAGCCAGUGGCAUGGCUGCAGAUUCAAGUCGCGGGUGACAAUGCUUAUGGAACGCACGGAGGCAGGAUCGAGGUGUGUGGGAACGAGCAGUUCUAUCUUGGGAGGGAUCCAGAGCUCUGUCGUUACUCGUGGAGCGACGACCUCACCAUCUCAAGGAAGCAUCUUCGCAUACACUGCAUUCUCUAUGAGCAGGACCCGAUUGCUAAGAUUGCACCAUUUGUAUAUGCGACUGAUCUCUCGGCAAAUGGUACCUAUCUGAGAAAGAGCAAUUCAGAGUACACAGCAUCGCAAGAUGCGGGCAUUCUGAUGGGUCCCAAGAGCACCUUUCUCCUAGAAGACGGGGAUGAGAUACGCAUCUCAGACACCGUCACUCUGGUCUACUGCCCGAACACGUUGGUAGAGCUAGUCAAGUUGACCGCCAUUCAGGAGCGAGAGAGACAAACGUUCGCAUCGCGUUAUCUCCUCACCGGUCGUUUGCUCGGCGAAGGCGGUUACGGCAAGGUCCUCGUGGGCAUCAACCAAGAGACACAGCGACAACUUGCAUGCAAGAUUAUCCGGCUGGAUAGGAUGUAUGACACAUUGGCGAUGUCAAACUUGCAGAAACCGGAGAGAAAACGACUGCCAACACGAGUUACCAACUGCUUCCGCGAGUUCGACAUUCUCAAAGAUCUUAGCCAUCCGAACAUCAUCACCAUCGAAAAGGUCUUUCGAAGUAACAAUACCAUCUAUAUCUUCGAAGAGCUCGCUACAGGCGGCGAUCUGUUCUCCUUCAUUGAGUUCAAAGACGGCCGGAUCGAUAGUUUGCAGGCUGCAGCUAUCAUCUACCAAGUCUUGAAGGGAAUAGAGUACCUUCACGAUCGAGACAUCGUGCAUCGGGAUCUCAAGCCUGAUAACAUACUAAUGUCCUCACUCGAAGACGGUGCUCGCGUCGUCAUCACCGAUUUUGGCAGUGCUAGAUUCCUCCCUGGAAAGAACAGCCAAAAUCCACUGCAAAACAACAAAUACCAACGAAUGUUUUCGUACGUUGGGACCCUAGAGUACGCGGCGCCUGAGAUUCACCGACUCAAUCGAGCAAUCCCGGUUGAUGACGGCUACUCAGAGGCUGUCGACAUGUGGUCCAUCGGCUCGAUUACGGCUACCAUACUUACAGGCGACUUGAUGUUCAGUGAUCGCAAAAAUCCGGAGUACAGGACUGACCCUCGCGCCGUGAUCAUGGGUCUUGCAGCAAUCUGUGACCUCAGUCAUCUGGAUGAUCCGCAUCACCCGUUGUGGAGCAACGUCGGCGACCAACCAAAAGAUUUCGUCAAAAGUCUGCUCAUCCUUAAAGAGGAAGAGCGGAUGACGGCGUCGCAAGCUCUUGCACAUGUGUGGUUCUCAUCGUAUGCUGAAGACUUCGAGUACUUGUACGCAAACUCAAUCGCAGACUGGGAACCUAGCGAGAAGAACCGAAAUCUUGUCAAUAUCAUCCCCAAGUCCAUACCAAACGGUGCCUCUGCCAAACUAUUCGGCGGUGUUCAGAUUCCAGGAACCAUCUCGCGACACUUUGCUUUGCAUCAGCCCCGAGACACGCUUCAGAAGAUCCCGCCAUCUCAGGGUUGGCGUGCAAACACUCCGUUACCAUUCAUCAUGCAAGACUAUGAGGCAGCUCAAUCUGCCAGUCAAAUCCAGGCCCCAUUUUACGAAGGUGCCGAAUCCUAUCACCAAGGACAGCGCCAUGAACGUUCGGUCAUCAAAGCAGCCGCACCAGGUAUGUAUCAUGCGACUGAAGAUGCAGGCGAUGACUCUGAUGGCUCUGAGAAGAGCUUAAACGGCGUCACUGAUAGCUACUUACAACAAAGAUACCACGAACAUCUACCCCAGCCUCUAUAUUCUCGGGAUGAGCACGAUUUUGUCCUGGUAGGCGAAACACCCAUCGACACCUAUUACCAACAGCAGCAGGUUCAGGACGGUGAUCAAGAUUCAGUCCUCGUACAGGAGACGCCGCCUGAGUUCCUGCGCUUUCAUGAAAGCUCUUCGGACAAUGGUCUACCGGCCUGCGAGGCGUGGAACGUUGAUGAUGCGUCACGUGUAGGCGGUGAUGCACAUACUGCAAGAAAGCGAAAGAAGCUUUCGCACUAUAUACGCUAA